UACUUAAACCGAAGAAUGAGUGGAUAUAGUAGUGUAUGUUCUGAGAAAAUGUGUCCUCAAUUGGACGAAAAUGUGAAGAAAAAAUUAACAAGGAUAUCAAAUGAAUCGGAGAUUUUGGGGAAAAUGAUUGAGCUUUCCGGUGGAAUGGGUUGUUCUGGGUCUACAGGACCACAGCCUGGACUCACAGACAGUCACAAGACUACAGUUAAAAAGUCAUGGGCCAAUUUUGUCAAGAAGGGAGAUUUGACAGACCUAGGAAUGCCAAUGUUUAUAAAAUUGUUUGAAGAAGCCCCAGAGGUUAAGCCAUUGUUUAAAUUUGUAGACACAAGUAACUGUAAUGAAAAUACCAAAUUAAGAAAUCACGUCAAAGGUGUGUUCGAAGUUGUUGGUGUAGCAGUUGAUACGAUCGAUGAUUUAACGAAGCUUAGUUCGAUAGUUGUCGAUCUUGGCAGCCGACAUUUCCACUACGGAACCAGGAAAGAACAUUUACCGGUUGUCGGCAAAUGCUUGAUACACGCCCUAUCCGAAGGCCUUGGUGAUGAAUUUACAGAAGAUACAAAAAAUGCUUGGCUUUCCUUUUAUAACUGGUUGGGAGGUUGUUUCGCAAAAGGAGUUUCAACAGAAUCUCGGAAGAAAUAGUUAAUUUCAUCUAUCAAUUUUUUAUGUCACAUAACUGUCAUUAAGUAAUACUGUAGAAGUGCGGUUCAGUUUUAUAAAUUGCAUUACUGUGUUGAAAUAUAACUGCUACUUAGAAAGACGUUGGUUGAUAAAAUCAAAAUAAAUAAUCAUCAUCAUUA
Messenger RNA from Mytilus californianus (California mussel), 797 nucleotides. RefSeq lists its product as uncharacterized. The record is from RefSeq and is a predicted model, not a curated record. The transcript has 4 exons. Lineage: Eukaryota; Metazoa; Mollusca; Bivalvia; Mytilida; Mytilidae. Gene Ontology annotation, molecular function: heme binding; oxygen binding. The coding region runs from base 16 to 639 and encodes 207 amino acids.